Haliotis rufescens (red abalone) is the source of this 546-nucleotide messenger RNA. Its product is annotated as conodipine-P2-like. Gene Ontology annotation, molecular function: A2-type glycerophospholipase activity. The coding region runs from base 82 to 495 and encodes 137 amino acids. The transcript has 3 exons. The record is from RefSeq and is a predicted model, not a curated record. Gene Ontology annotation, biological process: arachidonate secretion; phospholipid metabolic process. Lineage: Eukaryota; Metazoa; Mollusca; Gastropoda; Lepetellida; Haliotidae.
UUUCCCACUGUCAUUAUCUCUGACAUUAUAAAGCAGCGACUGGCGUCACCUCUGCGCUCAUUUGAUUUAUAGAUUGGCACAAUGAAGACCAUUCUCCCUUUUGUUGUACUAUGUGCUGCAGUAUUGACGGUGGUGACGUCACAGAGCUGUGCUUCCCGCUCAAACGGAUGCAGCAUUCCAUAUAACUUACCCUACUUCUUCAAGACCCGCUUCACGCCCAGCUGUGACAAGCACGAUGUUUGUUAUGAAUGUGCAUCCUAUUACGGGAGAACUAAGAAUGACUGUGACGGCAUGCUGUUCAAUGGGGCAAACAGGGUGUGCUCAUCUAUGAGGAAACGCUUCAUCGUCAGCGUCCUGACUGCAGCAGAGAAGGAGUUCUGUAAAGCCAUAUCACUCAGCUACUACGAGGCUGUCAGUCACUUCGGCGGCUCCCACUUCCCAUCAAGCUCAGCCAGUUGGUGUUCCCAGUCCUGGGUCAGAAGCUGUAUGCCCUGAUGUCUGUGUGUCGUUUUUUAAAAAAUAAAUCUUGUGGUGGUGUGCCGACGU